AUGGCCCCAUCGUUCGAAGAGCCCCUCGCAGAGGCGCUGGAGGCUCCUCUGAAAGAGAAACCAAAUCUGGUUGCACCAGAACCUGAACACUGCCCGGGUCCUGAAUCCGACCAAGCCGGUAAGGGUGACGCCUGCGCUGGUUGCCCGAAUCAGGCCAUUUGCGCGUCUGCGCCCAAAGGGCCUGAUCCCGACAUCCCCCUCAUUACGGAGCGACUCGCUGGCAUAAAACAUAAAAUAUUGGUGCUAUCAGGAAAAGGAGGCGUGGGAAAGUCAACAUUUUCCUCCCUGUUAUCCCAUGCAUUCGCAGCAAACCCUGACUCAACAGUGGGCGUCAUGGACACUGACAUUUGUGGCCCAUCGAUACCCAAGAUGAUGGGCGUGGAGAGCGAGACGAUACAUGUCAGCAACGCUGGUUGGAGCCCUGUUUGGGUAACAGACAAUUUGGGCGUGAUGAGUGUGCAGUUCAUGCUGCCAAAUCGCGAUGACGCUGUCAUCUGGAGAGGUCCCAAGAAGAACGGGCUGAUUAAACAAUUCUUAAAAGACGUCGAAUGGGGCGAGUUGGACUACCUGAUAGUGGACACGCCCCCGGGCACUUCAGACGAGCACCUGUCUGUGAAUUCGUUUUUGAAGGAAUCAGGCGUGGAUGGUGCUGUCGUCGUCACCACUCCGCAAGAAGUUGCCCUGUUGGAUGUGAGGAAAGAAAUUGACUUUUGCAAGAAAGCUGGCAUUCGAGUAUUGGGUCUGGUUGAAAACAUGUCUGGCUUUGUGUGUCCAAAGUGUACCCACGAGUCUCAGAUAUUCAAGGCCACUACAGGAGGCGGGCAACAGUUGUGUCAGGACAUGGGCAUUCCUUUCCUCGGGUCGGUACCUUUGGAUCCCCGAAUUGGUAUGGCUUGUGAUUUUGGGGAGAGUUUCAUGGACAGCUUUCCAGACAGCCCGGCCUGUAAAGCACUGAGGCAGGUUGUGAGGUCGGUGGGCAAGCUGAUCGGCGAGGACCCAGACGAGGUUCUCCCAGACGGACCAAUAUGA
Messenger RNA from Exophiala spinifera, 1029 nucleotides. RefSeq names its product cytosolic Fe-S cluster assembly factor nbp35. The coding region runs from base 1 to 1029 and encodes 342 amino acids. Gene Ontology annotation, molecular function: ATP-dependent FeS chaperone activity; 4 iron, 4 sulfur cluster binding; ATP binding. The record is from RefSeq and is a predicted model, not a curated record. The transcript has 2 exons. Gene Ontology annotation, biological process: iron-sulfur cluster assembly. Lineage: Eukaryota; Fungi; Ascomycota; Eurotiomycetes; Chaetothyriales; Herpotrichiellaceae. Gene Ontology annotation, cellular component: cytosol.